Messenger RNA from Dipodomys spectabilis (banner-tailed kangaroo rat), 3041 nucleotides. RefSeq names its product pyruvate dehydrogenase phosphatase catalytic subunit 1 (gene Pdp1). The coding region runs from base 185 to 1798 and encodes 537 amino acids. The transcript has 2 exons. NCBI's taxonomy places the organism in Eukaryota, Metazoa, Chordata, Mammalia, Rodentia, Heteromyidae. The record is from RefSeq and is a predicted model, not a curated record. Gene Ontology annotation, molecular function: cation binding; protein serine/threonine phosphatase activity. Gene Ontology annotation, biological process: protein dephosphorylation.
UGAGUGGGCCGGACGGGGGCGAGGUGCGGCGCUCCGGGGAGCCGAGUGGGGCUGCGCGAAGGAGCCUAGUGGUGCCGCCGCCGCCGCCGCCGCCACUUCACUGGGGGGGAAAAAAAGCGGCUGUCUGUCUUCCGUGCCCGGAAUCCCAGUCAGGAGUUCCAGCCUGCCGCUGUUCUCUGAUGCCAUGCCAGCACCGACGCAACUGUUUUUCCCUCUCAUCCGUAACUGUGAACUGAGCAGAAUCUAUGGCACUGCAUGUUACUGCCAUCACAAACAUCUCUGCUGUUCACCGCCCUACGUUCCUCAGAGUCGCCUGAGAUACACACCCCAUCCAGCAUAUGCUACCUUUUGUAGGCCAAAGGAGAGCUGGUGGCAGUAUACCCAAGGAAGGAGAUAUGCUUCUACACCACAGAAGUUUUACCUCACACCUCCACAAGUCAACAGCAUCCUUAAAGCUAAUGAAUACAGUUUCAAAGUGCCAGAAUUUGAUGGCAAAAAUGUCAGUUCCAUCCUUGGAUUCGAUAGCAAUCAGCUACCUGCAAAUGCCCCCAUUGAGGACCGGAGAAGCGCAGCAACCUGCUUGCAGACCAGAGGGAUGCUUUUGGGGGUGUUCGAUGGCCACGCGGGCUGUGCUUGUUCCCAGGCAGUGAGUGAAAGACUCUUUUAUUAUAUUGCUGUCUCUUUGUUACCCCAUGAGACUUUGCUAGAGAUUGAAAAUGCAGUGGAGAGUGGUCGUGCACUGCUGCCCAUCCUUCAGUGGCACAAGCAUCCCAACGAUUAUUUCAGUAAGGAGGCAUCGAAAUUGUACUUUAACAGCCUGAGGACUUACUGGCAAGAGCUUAUAGACCUCAACACUGGAGAGUCAAGUGAUAUUGAUGUGAAGGAGGCUUUAAUUAAUGCUUUCAAGAGACUUGAUAAUGACAUCUCCUUGGAGGCUCAAGUUGGUGAUCCUAAUUCUUUUCUCAAUUACCUGGUGCUUCGGGUGGCAUUUUCUGGGGCCACUGCUUGUGUGGCCCAUGUGGAUGGUGUUGACCUUCAUGUGGCCAAUACUGGGGAUAGCAGAGCCAUGUUGGGUGUGCAGGAAGAGGAUGGCUCUUGGUCAGCAGUCACACUUUCUAAUGACCACAAUGCUCAGAAUGAAAGAGAAAUAGAACGACUGAAACUGGAACACCCAAAGAAUGAGGCCAAGAGUGUAGUGAAACAGGAUCGGCUGCUCGGCUUGCUGAUGCCUUUUAGGGCUUUUGGAGAUGUAAAGUUCAAAUGGAGCAUUGACCUUCAAAAGAGAGUGAUAGAAUCUGGCCCAGACCAGUUGAAUGACAAUGAAUACACCAAGUUUAUCCCUCCUAAUUACCACACACCUCCUUAUCUCACUGCUGAGCCAGAGGUAACUUACCACCGAUUAAGGCCACAGGACAAAUUUCUGGUGUUGGCUACUGAUGGGUUGUGGGAGACUAUGCAUAGGCAGGAUGUGGUUAGGAUUGUGGGUGAGUACUUAACGGGUAUGCAUCACCAACAGCCGAUAGCUGUUGGUGGCUACAAGGUAACUUUGGGACAGAUGCAUGGCCUUUUAACAGAAAGGAGAGCCAAGAUGUCCUCAGUAUUUGAGGAUCAGAAUGCAGCAACCCAUCUCAUUCGCCAUGCUGUGGGCAACAACGAGUUUGGGACUGUUGAUCAUGAGCGUCUUUCCAAAAUGCUUAGUCUUCCUGAAGAGCUUGCUCGGAUGUACAGAGAUGAUAUUACAAUCAUUGUAGUUCAGUUCAAUUCUCAUGUUGUAGGGGCAUAUCAAAACCAGGAAUAGUGAGUGGACCUUAUCCUGACAAUUCUCCAAUUUAAAGGGCAGAUAGAAUUUUUCAGUGUACCAAUAUAGUAUACCUUUCCAGUGGGUCAUUGUAAGCAUUUACCCAUUUGAUACUCUAGGUAGUCAAGUAUUCCCAAUUGACUGCAGCAGGUUACAUGAUCAUCUCUUCUGCCUAGACAGACUUACUGCACUUGAAGCAAGUCAGUUUCUUAUUGCAAAUGUCCUGAGACAUUAUUCUUUUACCAACCUGAGAAUAUCAGAUUAUCUGACAGACAUGAUCUCAAGCAAUCAAAAAGCAAAGAUCUUGCGGGAUUCUCUUCUUGGUAAAAAGUGGGAAUACUUAUGGUUCACUCCUGCACACUCUUUACCAAGAUCCUGAUGUACACAAGAAUAUUUGUUUAUUGCAUGAUUUUCUAGAUUUACAAUCUAUGCAUUAUUCACAUGUAUUUAUUUUAGCAGAAGUGAUUUUCAGAUCCAGUACUUUAAGCCAUAAGUGACUCUAAACCAAGCAAUCUGUAUUUGUAAAGUUUUUAUGAUUAUAGGACAAGAAUGCUUUCUUAAAUGGAAAAACUAUUCUCCCUUUCCACUCCAGAUUUUCUUAAUGUAAUUGGAAUAUAUUUUGCUUUGCCACACACUGGAAGACAACAAAGGUGAUUUAUCAGUUAUCUCCUAUACAAUGUAAAAAAAAAAGAUUGUUUUAUUUUUGGUUUAUAGUAAGAAAAACUUCAAAAUAAAGAUAUCCAGAAUAAAACGAAGAGACUGAUAUGUUCAAUCAUUGUCAUCUGUAGCCACCAGCAUGUCAGUCUUAUAUAACCCAAGGUUUGGCAUGCUGUAAGUGUGUGGUGGACAGACUGCUGCCAGGAAAUCAUUGUCUUAUUUAGUAGUGAUAAGAUUUCAUCAAAUUUCAAAUCUUAAGGAUGACAUUCAUUAAAUAAGUUUAUCAGUUUGAGUAGUAAGGUGUCAUAUUGCCAUCUAGUAUUGAGAUAAAGGAAGAAAUUUUUGUUUUUCCCUACUUCACUAUAGGUCAGUUAAAACAAUUUGGUUGAAAAUUACUAAAGCCUUUAAAAUAUAUUUAUAGCUUAAGAUAUAUGUGUUAAGAUGUAUACAUGAGAAAAUUUAAAAGGUAACUAUUGUGCAUGCCUGAUAAAGUAGAACACUUAGCAUCAAGUGUUGUUUGCAGCAGUCUCUAUAAUUAUGUGCAGUCCCUUCUAAUAUUGUAUCAAAAUAAAUGAAAAUAAAUAUA